AUGGAAAAUCCACACGCUCCUCACACGCCCUCCCCCGGCUCCCUGGAGCACACCUCCUUCACCCGCGCCUUCCCCUACGACACCUGCCCGCCCUCGCCUCCAACAGUUGACAUCCCCGCCUCGCGGUGCAUGGGCCGCAUUUCUGUCACCAUCACCCCCUCCCCGCGCAACUUGGACCCAUCCCUCUUCGACUUGGACUCCGAUUAUACCUCGAUAAUCACCCACGGCGGUGCACCGCAGGAAGCCGAGGACCAGGCUUCGAGCUGGGAGUACUCGUCCCGUCGGUCGGCGCAACCGGUUAUUGAUCCGAGCCUGUGGUUAGGUCCGUUGAGCGUGGUGAGGGAUAAGGCGUGGAUGGAGAAAGAAGGGAUGACGAUGGUGGUGGUGGUUAGGGAUUCGCUCAUGGGACUUACGGGGUUGAUGGGGAAAAUGGGACUUGGGGGAGGACAGGGACAACAACCACAACAACAGCAUCAACAGCAAAAUAAGCCGGACGGGGUUCCAAAGACCAUUCCUACGUUAGGACCGGCGGCCAAGAAAGUCUGCGAGGAUCUGGGCGUGGAAGUCGAGGCGGUGGGAGUUAGCAACCUACAAGAGCUGAUCAGGGAAUUCCCUCGCCUCAACGAGAAGAUGGCCCGCCACCUGAUCUCGGUACACAAGCGGAGUUCCGGCACCCAGCAGGGCAAAGUGUUGGUAUGUUGCGAGACAGGCAACGAGCGCUCAGCCGCAGUGGUGGUGGCCUACCUGGUCGAAGUCUGGGGCUGUGAGCUAGUCCACGCGCUCCGGUUCGUGCUUUACCGCCGCUUCUGCGUGGCCUGGGACGACGACACGCGGCGCUAUCUCAAGAACUACGAGGACAUUCUGAUGGCCAAGAGGAUGCGGUGGCAGGGCCAGGAGGCCAACAAGAAAGAUGCCGGCCUCGCUACGAACGAGACGAGGACGCUCAAGCUGAAGAGACAGUUGGCAACUGUGGGCUUCUUGGAUGGGGAUGAUGAUAGUGAUCUCGAGGAAGAUGCUGAGAUGUCUGCCGCCGCUGAUAGCUACUCAUCGGAAGAGGCGAGGAGGGAAAUUGCACGCCAGGCAAGGGAAUAUCAGCAGGGAAGAGGACCAGGAAGGAGGAACCACAGGAACUUUGCGCCGUUUGUGGAGAGGCUUCCGCAAGGACGCAUAAAUAACAACAACGGGACCGGGGGUGGCGAGGGAGGCAGGACAUGCUAA
Molecule: messenger RNA, 1218 nt
Organism: Sordaria macrospora k-hell
Lineage: Eukaryota; Fungi; Ascomycota; Sordariomycetes; Sordariales; Sordariaceae
Biological process (GO): regulation of ERK1 and ERK2 cascade; negative regulation of SCF-dependent proteasomal ubiquitin-dependent catabolic process; dephosphorylation
Cellular component (GO): nucleoplasm; cytoplasm
Molecular function (GO): F-box domain binding; protein tyrosine/serine/threonine phosphatase activity
Source: RefSeq, a predicted model, not a curated record